UCUGAUUGCUCCGCACACAUCUUCCUGCCCGAAUGCAUGCGACCACCAUUGACAUCGAUUGAUGAUCUUCGAGCUUCGCGUGUAAACCCGAGUACCUGAUCAAGUCGCAUGAACAGGCCGUCUUCGAUGCGCGUAUCCUUAACGAAAUCUGGCCUUCGUUGAACCAUGGCUGCCCUACAGCAACAAAAAGUCAACGAUGUGGUCAAACAUUAUCGACCUGCAAGACAAUUCCCUGGAUCAACGCGAUCGGAUGGAGAUGACAGUCGGGUUACGUCUUUAGAUUUUGACGACGCGGGCGAAUUUCUGGUCGCGGCUUCAGACGAUGAUACGAUGCAAGUGUACGACAUCAAGGAAGGGAAAAGAACCAAGGUUAUACCCAGCAAAAAGUAUGGAAUUCACUUGGCUCGCUUUACCCAUCAUCCGCGCAAUGUACUCUUCGCCAGCACAAAGCAAGAAGACUCCCUUCGCUUGCUCGAACUACACAACGAAAGCUUUGUUCGCUACUUUACGGCGCAUACUGCACAAGUCACCUGCAUAGCAUUGUCACCCGGAGGAGAUCAGUUCUUGUCAUGCGGUAACGAUGACAUGGUGUGUCUAUGGGAUCUCAACUCGAGGAGUCCUCAGGGCAAGCUGAAACUGGUGACGCCCUACCUGGCUGCCUACGACCCUUCGGCGAACGUGAUGGCCAUCGCAUCACAAACCACCUCCUCCGUCCUCAUGUACGAUGUUCGCAAUUUUGACAAAGCUCCGUUCGAAACUUUCGACAUGGCACAAGCCGAGGAGAGGUAUACUCCUACGACGAAAGGACGGUUAUGGACGAGGCUGGAAUUUUCGAAUGAUGGAAAGAGCAUGCUUGUAGGAACAGAUUAUCACGGUCACUUUGUGCUUGACGCCUUUGACGGGUCAGUCAAGUCUUUUCUGACUGGAAAAACGAGCGGAACUGGACGGGCUGCACCUAUCUCGACUUCGGGCAAACCAUUAGGUCAAGGCGAUGCAUGCUUCACACAGGACGGAAGAUAUGUUAUCGGAGGAGCUGGUGAUCAGUCUGAAUUAUUGAUCUGGGACACCCAAGCAGCCACAGGUGGUCGACAGGAGCCCACUUCGAGGGUACCAAGCCGUGGAAUCAAAAGCGCAGUGGUCCAAUGCAACCCACGCUUCAACAUGCUGGCCACAGCGGACUCGAAGGUCUGCAUGUGGUUACCAGGAGAUCAAAUCAAGAAUUCAGACCUCUGAGGUGACCAACUGCCUCCCACAGAAAUCACGCAUACCCGUCGCUGAAGCAUUCGAGUGGCAGGAACUGUCGGCCAAAAACUUGUUGGGUGGGAAUCAUUCUUCCAACGCUUAU
Messenger RNA from Exophiala viscosa, 1345 nucleotides. RefSeq names its product WD40-repeat-containing domain protein. The coding region runs from base 166 to 1233 and encodes 355 amino acids. Gene Ontology annotation, cellular component: Set1C/COMPASS complex. The record is from RefSeq and is a predicted model, not a curated record. Gene Ontology annotation, molecular function: chromatin binding; protein binding. The transcript has 2 exons. NCBI's taxonomy places the organism in Eukaryota, Fungi, Ascomycota, Eurotiomycetes, Chaetothyriales, Herpotrichiellaceae.